AUGGCGAGAACGCCGGUGGCUCUCUCCUUGGCCGCGGCGGCGGCGCUCCUCCUCCUCGCCGUGUCGGCGGCGGCGGGGGAGGAUGGCAAGCAGCAGCAGCAGGAGCAGGGACAGGGACAGGGGUACACGCAGCCUGCGUACCGGCAGCCGGUGAGCGGGCUGCAGCCAGGGUACUACCAGCAGUCGUGCCCGGACAUGGAGGGCGUUGUCCAGCGAGCCGUCAAGAAGGCCAUCGCCGCCGACUACACCCUCGCCCCGGCGCUCCUCCGCCUCUUCUUCCACGACUUCGCCGUCGGCGGGGUCGACGCGUCCGUGCUGGUCGACGCGCCGGGGAGCGAGAGGUACGCGAGGGCGAGCAAGACGCUGCGCGGCUUCGACCUGAUCGACUCCAUCAAGAAGGAGCUGGAGGAGAAGUGCCCCAGGACCGUCUCCUGCGCCGACAUCCUCGCCGCCGCCGCCCGCGACGCCAGCGCGCAGGUCGGGGUGGACUACUGGCAGCUGGCGUACGGGCGCAAGGACGGGCGAAAGUCGAGCAUGGUGGACGCCGACCAGUACGUGCCCAUGGGCCGCGAGAGCGUCACCGACCUCGUCGCCUUCUUCGAGUCGAGGGGGCUCAACGUGUUCGACCUCGUCGUCCUCUCCGGCGCGCACACCGUCGGCCGCGCCACGUGCGCCGCCGUGAGGCCGCGCCUGUGCGGCUACCAGGGCACGGGGAAGCCCGACGCCGCGCUGGACGCCCGGUACGCCGACUUCCUGCGGCGCAAGUGCCGGAGCGGCGGCGGCGACGACGCCUACGUGGAGCUCGACGCCGAGACGCCGACGACGUUCGACAACCGGUACUACCAGAACCUCCUCCACGGGAUGGGCCUCCUGGAGACGGACCAGAAGUUGCUGCCGGACUCGAGGACGGGGGAGUUCGUCCGGGAGCUCGCCGCGCAGCCGUCGCUGUUCAGCCACCAGUUCGCCAAGUCCAUGGCCCGCAUCGGCGCCGUGCAGGUGCUCACCGGCAACGAAGGCGAGGUCCGCCUCAAGUGCUCCGCCAUCAACGGCCACUAAUUACCAUGUCGAUGUCGAAUUAUCGAUCGAUCGAUCCAUCCUUUGAGCAAAGCAUGGACGCUUAAUCAUGUGACUGGUUUUCCAUAUUUUGGUUUCUUUCAGGAGAAAAAAAAAACCAAACCAAUGCUUGUGUUUUGGGGCUUAAUCCACUUUCAAUUUGUUCGUUGAUAUCUUUGAUCUGGUUUUGUAUGAUGUAAGACAGAAUCUUCUUUUAUGCUUAAUCAUGAU
Oryza brachyantha (malo sina) is the source of this 1284-nucleotide messenger RNA. RefSeq names its product peroxidase 7-like. The record is from RefSeq and is a predicted model, not a curated record. NCBI's taxonomy places the organism in Eukaryota, Viridiplantae, Streptophyta, Magnoliopsida, Poales, Poaceae. Gene Ontology annotation, biological process: response to oxidative stress; hydrogen peroxide catabolic process. Gene Ontology annotation, molecular function: peroxidase activity; heme binding. The coding region runs from base 1 to 1056 and encodes 351 amino acids. The transcript is spliced from 3 exons.